Aspergillus heteromorphus CBS 117.55 is the source of this 3927-nucleotide messenger RNA. RefSeq lists its product as uncharacterized. The record is from RefSeq and is a predicted model, not a curated record. The transcript is spliced from 3 exons. NCBI's taxonomy places the organism in Eukaryota, Fungi, Ascomycota, Eurotiomycetes, Eurotiales, Aspergillaceae. The coding region runs from base 1 to 3927 and encodes 1308 amino acids.
AUGCGUCUCCACCUUGUUAUCCAGCGCCACGGGUUGCCCGUCACGCGCAUCCUCUGGACAACGUCCCCGCCAUCGCUUUUCGGCCACAAUGCGCCCAGCGCGUCGUCCAUGGUGCCGGCCGCGGCGUCUGCCUUGACCUCGUCGCGUGUGCCUAAUGCGCUGUAUUCCAAUGGCGGCUAUACUAUUGCACAGUUGCUGGAGGAUGUCAACGAGGUGCUUCCGCUUGAGACGGAUCCCGCCUCGUUUGACGGUGAAUGCACUGGGCAGUGGGGCCUCGAGGACUAUGUGGUAGAAGUCGGAGGUUCUGAAUGUUUGCAUUUCAUGGAAGUCGAGGGCCUCCUCCGGGAUGGUGAUGAGGUCUUGAUCCGCGCCCUCCAAAUCUCAGACCUUCGCGCCAGGCGGAUGUCCGGUCGUCAUCAGAUAUCUAACGACGGAAAGCACUUAAUUGACGGUGUCCCGUUUGGAAAGCCGUUCCUGAAAAGACCUACAACCUCGAGACCCGCGAUCAAAAUCCCUCCAAGGAAGAAACGACGCACCAGCGUUGCAGGCUGGGACUAUGGAUCACGCUACGAAGAGGAAGAUGCGGAGUGGGCACCCAACCAACUGGGCUAUAACCAGGAGCUUUCUCUCUUCAAGGCAGAUGAUCAACUAGAGAGGAGAGAUGAACGUGCGGAAGCAUAUCAGGAUGACUACGCGGACUACCAUGAACCCGAUGAGGAUGGUGACGGAACUGUGAUCCGCCAUACCAUUGAUGAACAACGUGAUCAAACUUCAGAGAGUGACUCUGACAUGUCGAAUGUUGACAAUGAAGACUUGGCCGAAGAGUUGAAAGGUCUCGAAGAAGAUCUUGAUAUUUCCCCCAUGCCUGUGACAGAAGAUGAUGCCGAGCAGGCAGGCACCACGGGUUACCCACUGCGCUCGAGAAAGAGUACCUCUCGGACGGCCCUAAGAAAGAGUUCACUUGCUGAUCCGCUCAUUAAGAAGACUCCAGAUCUUGAUGGAGGCCGGAGAGAUUCGAAGGUGGUGACUUUUCAAGACCAAAAAGUGGAGCCGUCUGUGAAACAUAGUGCUUCCCCUGCCCGCAAGGCAAAGGUGUCCGAGAACGUCGUUCCGGACAAGAAGGAUCUGACACGCGUGGCCACCCCUGAACGUGAACUGGUAUUAGACCAUACGGUGAAUGCUGAUACAGUUGUUCAAGCCGACGCCACCCCACCCACCCCACAGACCGUAAUGCAAACUCAGUCAGCACUGUGCGCCAGUCCCGAGCAGCCCACCCGGUCGAAGGCAUCCACUCCAAAGGCUCCAGGUGCCUAUCAAGAAUCUGGUCAGUCUGAAUGGGCAGGAUCUAUGAUCAAGACGAAGCCAACGUCGGAGAGUUUGCCCGACUCUGCCUCCAAUGCCAGCGACAGCAGCUCAUCUGCGAGCGACAGUGACUCCAGCGACUCCAGUGACCCCAGCGACUCGAGUGAUGCCAGUGAUUCUUCAGACGAGGACUCAUCAGAAGGCCCUAGCUCUGAUUCCGAGGAUGAUUCAAGUUCCGACUCGGACUCAAAUUCUGACUCGGACUCCAGUUCAUCGGAGGAUGAGCUCUCAGACUCUGAAGCAGAUGAGCUGCGCACCAAGACCAUCCCUCCCGGAGCAGGGUCUUUGAGAACCAAGAAAAGCAAUCAGCGAAGCAAACUGCGACGCAGGCUGGCAAAGCUGAAGGAACUUGGCGCCUUGCCCCCACAGGCUGACUUUGCUACUCUUCGAGAAUGGGAAGAUAAAAAUGGACACUCAUACUACGUUCCGGAGGCCAAGCCGGAUGCCAAGCCCGACCCCAAAGAGCAAGAACGCGCGGAAUUUGAAGCCAAGCGACAGAAGCUGCUCCGCGAUCUGGAAUUAGGAGGGGUUGAUGUCACUGUCAUCUCGCAAAGCGCCCCGCAAAGUACCCAAAAUGAUCAGACGCCGGCUACCGAAGAAAUAGCCAAGGACGACGUCAAAGAAACAGGCGCGGAGCCUAGCAAGCGGCGGACUCUCGAUGUGGCGAGCUCUAGGAGGCUACUUUUCGGCUCUCUCGGUGUGCGGACACCUCGCACUAAAGAAGACGAGGAAGCCACUCGGAAAAAGCUGGCAGGGAAGCCCAGCAAUACUGCUCAACAUCAACAGCCAGCGAAACAAGACACGGCCGAAGAUCCCGAAAGUGAUUCGGACGAGAACUGGCAAGACAAGUUGACUAUCGGAGCUACCGAGUGUGUGUAUGACGACAUUGAGCUGAAACCUCCCCCCUUUCCAUUCGAGCAGCGCUGGGACACCGAAGCCGGCGAUCUUAUCAGACAGCGGAAAGGCUGGGGCAAGAAAAGAAAACGGCGGCAGCAGCUCCAAGUGUACAAUGGAGAGGAGGAAGAGUAUUGGAAUGGUGAUUACGGCUAUUCCACUGGCGACAUGCAAUUGGACUACGAUGACACCGAGCAGCCUAAUGGGCACAUGGAAGGGGUUGAGCAGACCGAAGUGAAUGGAAAUACUGCAGAUGAUCUGCCAGCUCUGCCCAAUGAUCCGAGCUCUCUGCAGAAUCUCGGCGAAGUUGAUUUGAAACGGAGUGCGAUCAUCGCCUUCAUGCAGCUGGACUUGUCUAAAGCCACGAACUGGCAACCUACUGUGUCCGGUUAUCGGGUAGCCGAGAUUCUCGACGUCUUUGAAGACCAGAUUUUCAAGAUCCGGCUAGCCAAACGCGACCGGAGACAAACCAGGGAGUCUGGGGACGACGAAGACGAUGGGGUUCAAUACAGUGGAUUUGAGAUGCCCGGGUUCGACGAGGAAGAGGAUGAUGGUUUCCGCGAGGUGUCGUUUGCCGAUCUGAUCAAUCCCAAGCUUCUCCGGGCUGCUGACGCUGCAGGUCUUGGGGAUGCUGAGGAACCCAGCAUCUCUCGCGCAGCAAAUGGGUCCUCUCCACGGGGUCCCAGUCCGGCUUCGAACGAGGCUCAAGCCACGCACGUCGGGUCUGGAGAUGGUCAGCCACCACUGCAAGAGAUGUCUGAGGAGCGGGCUGACCUGGAUAAGAGCCAGUUGAACGAUAAAGCGGCAGACACGGUGAACUCCAGCCCUGUCAGGUCACCGCAGUUUAUCGGAUUUGAGUCGCCCGGCGCGGAGUUGGCGCCUGCAUCGGAGGCGGGCCGCGGAGACGAGGUCUCGGGGGUUGCUUCGGAUCCAGCUGCAGGCCAGGACAUCGAGGAUGGCAAAGAAGGUCGGCAGCCCGACGCUGCUCUUCCGGAAAUCAAAGAUCCCCCAUCGACCUUACACCUUACCUCUCUCCCUGCUGACGCCGCCGAUGAUCCAACGCCCUUCUCCGAUGACGAUCUACAACUGAUCAGCAGUCCUACGAGCGUGGUUUCCUUCCACUGUUUGAUGCAGAAGUACUUCCCUGCCAUCAAGCGAGAAUCAUUUACCUCUUCUCCUCUUCCCAAGAAAGAACCCGGGGCCAGCCAGGCAAGGUCGCCCUCGCAGUCCUCCACCCAUUCGGUGGUACCCAAUCCGUUCUACGAGAUCGACAAGGCGCAGGAGGAGCGCCAGCGGCAACGGGACUCGCGAAAGGGAUCGCGCAACCAAGAUCUGGACCGCGGCGAGGCGACCACGGACCAUCUGUCUCUCGCCGGGUCCCCAUCCCCAAGCCCCCGCCGGUCUCGCAGUGCGGGAUCGCCAUUGCCGUCCCUAAUUAGCGUUGUCCCGGAGAGUGUGCAGCCGUUGCCUAAAGACUCCGGCCCCAGGUCACCGGCAUCACAGACAUCUCUAGUGGAUCUUACCUUGUCCAGUCCGCCCCAAUCACCUGGGGGGAGCGAUGAGGACUACGCACGAUCACAUCGGCUUCCGCGGGGGUCGGGAUGGGUGCAGAAGAACAUCCCUCCGACACGACGGCAGACGAGGCAGUCAAGUGGUCGCCGACGACGUUGA